ACAAUAAGCGGUGGUGGUGAAAGUGGGGUAUGCACGUCUGUGAGCGCGCGGGGCAGUUUUACCUUUUUUACCCCGACCUUUGGAUCUCACCCCUCCUCCGAGGUGGAGGAGGCAGCUCCGCCGUCCUCUCAUACAAUUGGCUCUUCUCUUCUGGAAACCCGUGGCCCUCGCGCACGCGCGCACACACACACACACACACACACACACACACACACAUACGACGCAUUCCGUUUCCACGCGUGAUGCUGCGGGAGCCCAAAGUCCCCGGCCCGUGGCGCACACACUCUUCGGAAUGUUUGAAGAUUAACGAGGCCGCGCGCGAGCCGCUGUAGACCGACACGAGCCCUCGGACGCACAGCCGGCCAGGAAGCGGGCAGAGCAGGCGGACCCAGGCGGAGCAAGUCACCGCAGCAUCGGACGACGGCCCCGGCGGCGACACGAUGACCGAGAAGCGGAUGUCACGGUGGUAUUUCGGCGGGCUGGCCUCGUGCGGAGCCGCCUGCUGCACGCAUCCUCUGGAUCUCCUCAAGGUGCACCUUCAGACGCAGCAGGAGGUGAAGAAGAGGAUGGUGGGGAUGGCCAUCCACGUGGUGAAGAACGACGGCGUGCUGGCUCUCUACAACGGCCUCUCUGCGUCUCUCUGCAGACAGAUGUCCUACUCCCUCACUCGAUUUGCCAUCUAUGAGACGGUGAGGGACAUGCUGGGCAGCAGCAGCCAGGGCCCCAUGCCGUUCUACCAGAAGGUCCUGCUGGGGGCGUUCGGAGGUUUCACCGGCGGCUUCGUCGGCACGCCGGCCGACCUGGUCAACGUGAGGAUGCAGAACGACAUGAAACUGCCACCAGAACAGAGGAGGAAUUACAAACACGCCAUCGACGGGCUCUUCAGAGUGGCCAGAGAAGAGGGCGUGAGGAGGCUGUUCUCUGGAGCGUCCAUGGCCUCCAGCAGAGGAGCUCUGGUCACGGUGGGACAGUUGGCGUGUUACGACCAGGCCAAGCAGCUGGUGCUGGGAACAGGCAUUAUGGGAGACAACAUAUUGACACACUUUGUUUCCAGCUUCAUCGCCGGAGGCUGUGCGACGUUCCUCUGCCAGCCUCUGGAUGUGCUGAAGACGCGGCUGAUGAACUCGAAGGGGGAGUACGCAGGGGUGACUCACUGCUUAAGAGAGACCGCCCGGCUGGGUCCGCUGGCUUUUUACAAGGGUCUCGUUCCCGCAGGGAUCCGCUUGAUUCCUCACACAGUGCUCACCUUCAUCUUCCUGGAGCAGCUCAGGCAAAACUUCGGCGUCCGCAUCCUGUCAUGAGGCCGAACGGAGACCGGCCGGCUUCGGCUUGCCCCUCCCCCCCCCCGUCACUCUGCUGCUGCUCAACAAGUGCAAGAUUCAAAGGGAAGACGGCGAGACGCGUACGGCGUGCUACUGUGUGGUUUCUCCUUCUGCUCUACCUCUGAGAGCACCAGUGUCUUAAAAGGACCUGAUCCUUCCUCCUACUAAAAGUAAUAGAUGCUCGAUGUAAAGUAAUGAUAUGUCCGUGAAUAACCCGCCAGCUUCAGAGAAGACUGGGAUAGAUUAGUUCUAGCAGACCUCCGUUUAGCCUCCGGCUGAUCGAUACAGAUAAAGUUAAAUACUAACUUUAAUCAUUUCCAAACCUUUAAUUGCACUUAGGCCAGUGGUGCAUGUGCUAACAUGCAGAUUGUUGCUACGUCAUGUCGUGUUUUGACACACCGUCGUCAUUAUCUUGAGCCAACGCGGGGUUUACUGUAGGUACUAAAUGUCCUUGUAAAGCUGUAAGCAAACACACUGCAGCCUCUCCAUCAGUGAAUAAUCUGUGGUAUUUUCCUGAAUAUGAGGCUUAAAACAUGAUGGACCCAGCUGCCUGCGCCGCGACGCCUCACUCAUUCCCAUCAGUCUGCUAACUGGAAAUCUACGAGCAGCCAUUCAAAGCUGGAAUUUAUUCCACGGGCGUCGCACUGCUGUCAGUUCUUCUCCAGACAGAGGACCAAGCUUGUUUGAUGAAUGAAAAGGCCUCAGAGUUUUCCCGGUUCUGUUGCAUCUCAUCUGUCUUUUCGUGGUCCCCUGCUGCUCAGUGUACAUGUUCCCAUCUGUGACGUUCCUGCUCGGUCAGUGUCAUUAAGUGUCACACUCUGACUCAGGAUGCAGCUGAUUUAAAAGGCACUUUAG
Messenger RNA from Salarias fasciatus (jewelled blenny), 2177 nucleotides. Its product is annotated as mitochondrial dicarboxylate carrier-like. NCBI's taxonomy places the organism in Eukaryota, Metazoa, Chordata, Actinopteri, Blenniiformes, Blenniidae. The coding region runs from base 441 to 1301 and encodes 286 amino acids. The record is from RefSeq and is a predicted model, not a curated record. Gene Ontology annotation, biological process: transmembrane transport. The transcript has 11 exons.